Messenger RNA from Pseudonaja textilis, 5743 nucleotides. RefSeq names its product Rho GTPase activating protein 45 (gene ARHGAP45). The record is from RefSeq and is a predicted model, not a curated record. Gene Ontology annotation, biological process: signal transduction; activation of GTPase activity. Lineage: Eukaryota; Metazoa; Chordata; Lepidosauria; Squamata; Elapidae. Gene Ontology annotation, cellular component: membrane. Gene Ontology annotation, molecular function: GTPase activator activity.
GACUUCAACUCCCAGAAUUCCCGAGCCAGCACUGGCUCAAGAAUUCUGAGAGAUGAAGUCCACAUGUCUUAAAGUUGCCAAGGUUGAAAAAUAUUGCUCUGAGGCCAAUAUUGGAUUAUUUGUUUUUUUUGCACCGUGCAGAAAAGAGGAAGUUUGUUAGAUCUAACAUACUCUGAAACAAUUUGUGGUUUCUUUUCUCCGCCUUGUUAGAGAAAGGAAACUAGUAGUAGGCGGGUUUUUUUUCUUUUCUAUUUCUUUUAUUAUUAUUAUUUUUAAAAAAUCCUCCUGCAGGUUUUUCAGAACUAAGAUGGGCAAGAAAAAACUGCAGUUCCCGUGUCAGCGAUGGAGAUAUUUUCUUUUAAUUUAACAGCUUUGUGGAAUAUACUUCUUAGCAGUGUUUUCAAAACCGCUCUGUUGCCUCCUUUGCAAAAGUGGGUGGGGUGGGUUUUUUUUGCCGAUUUGGCCCUUCCUGAUGCUUUGCAAUCAGAGGAAUGCUUGGCAAGCGGAUGAAUAGUAAGUCCACAUACAGCCCAUAUUCUGCAGAACUACGGAAGAAGGGCUCCAAAACCAGGGGCAACGUUCUAGAUUCGGUCUCCUUGCGAGCUAGUGUCUGGCUUAAGGAGCUUCCACGGCGAGAUUGCCUGGAUGUAUCAACUUCCAGCCUGGUGGAUUUGUCUUCAUCGGCCACCGCAGCUACGUUGAAGCGUCCCACAAGUCUCAGCCGCCAUGCCAGUGCAGCAGGAUUCCCUCUGUCACCUGCUAUUCCCAGAGGUCUCGCCAAAGCUCACAAGCCCCUCAGUUCCUAUAGUCCCAAUGAAAUCAGCGAAGGGAGUCUAGCCGAAGCAGAGGAAAUUUCACAACUGCUCGCUGACGUGGCUUGUUUUGCAGAGCGGCUGGAGAAGCUGAAGGAUGUUGUAUUGCAGGAGGAUGGCCCAGAAUCUCGACGGUCACUCGCCCAUGAAUGUCUUGGAGAAGCCUUAAGAAUUCUUCGGCAAGUCAUUAGCAAGUACCCACUGCUCAACACUUUGGAGACCUUGACUGCAGCCGGGACCCUCAUCUCCAGGGUCAAAGGCUUUCACUAUGAGUCUAACAACGAAGCUGAAAAACGUGAAUUUGAAAAGGCCGUGGAGAUGAUUGCAGUCUCCUUCAGUAGCACUGUCUCUGAAUUCCUCAUGGGAGAGGUGGACAGUAGUACCAUCCUUUCAAUUCCUCUUUCCGAUCUGAAUCAGUCAGUGGAAAAUCUAUAUGGGGGCAUUACAAGUUUGGGAGCAGAAGAUGUGCUGCAUGGUAGGGAAGAUUUCAGUUCAGCACGCCUGUCAGUUGAAGAGGUGAACGUGCUCCUUCAGAAGUGUGAUGGAGGGGUAGACUUUGCCCUCAAAUAUGCCAAGAGCAUCUCCAAGUACAUGAAGGAUCUUAUCUAUUAUAUGGAGAAGAGGACGAUUCUGGAAAUCGAGUUUUCCAAAGGACUUCAGAAGAUCGUGAACACCUGCAAGCAAACCGUCACUCAAGAGCCCUCCAUGCCGUUCCUCUCCAUCUACUCGCUGUCCCUGGAGCAAGACAUGGAAUACAGUCUCAGCUGCCUGCAAGCGGCCACCACUUUGCGAACUGAAACAUAUAUGCAGCCUCUGUCCCUGAGGCGCCUCGAGCAUGAAAAGCGGCGGAAGGAGAUUAAGGAACAGUGGCACCGAGCCCAGAGGAAGCUGCAAGAGGCCGAGAACAACUUGCGCAAGGCCAAGCAGAUGUACAUGCAACGCUCGGAGGAGUGUGAAAAGGCCCGGCACGUGAUGGCCAAAGCAGAAGAGGAUCAGCUAGUGUCUAGCAACAGCUCGGCCACCUUGAAGACCGUGGACAAGAAGAGACGGCUGGAAGAAGAAGCCCGGAACAAGGCCGAAGAAGCCAUGGCAACAUACCGGACCUGCAUCGCAGAUGCCAAUACCCAGAAGCAGGAGUUGGAGGACACCAAAGUGACAGCACUUCGGCAGCUCCAUGAGGUGGUCAAGCAGAGCGACCAGGUCAUAAAGUCGGCUACCAUUUCCUUCUAUCAAAUCAUGCACAUGCAGACGGCCCCACUGCCUGUCUAUUUUCAGACGUUGUGCGAGAGCAGCAAACUCUAUGACCCUGGGCAACAGUAUGCCUCUCAUGUCAAGCGGUUGCAGCGGGAAGACGAACCUGAGACACAGUAUGAUUUUGAGCCCUACGUGUCAACCAACAACUGCUCUCCGGUGACUCGGGCAAGAAAAGGCAGCUACAGUAUUCCUGAAUUCACAGGAACGAGUAGCUCUGACACCUCCAGUAAAGAUGGAGCAGCCUCCGAGGGUGACACAGCUGAAGGUCGAGACCCUCAGAACCGCCCCACCCAGCUUGAAAAACGAGGUGGGCGAGGUCACCAGGCACACAAAUCAUGGCCAACAGCCAUCUCAGAGACCAAGGGCAAUCUGGAAUCCGCUGCCACAAGCCCAGGCGAGUUUCCUCAGAUGCCUUCGAAUGGAUCGCUGUCGCCUAAAGAUGAUCCUGAUGGGAAUUCACCUUCCUUUGAACAGAGUAUUAAUGAAAUGACUCCAGGAAUCUGUACGCCCACUGGCCCUUUCCGGCAUAUCAGCAUGUCCAGAGCUGCCCAAACCCACCGGCUGAGGAAGCUGCGGACACCCUCAAAAUGCCGGGAGUGCAACAGCUACGUUUACUUCCAGGGAGCUGAAUGUGACGAGUGUUACUUAGCCUGCCACAAGAAGUGCCUGGAGACCCUGGCCAUUCAGUGCGGACACAAGAAACUUCAAGGCAAACUGCAGAUCUUCGGGCGGGACUUUGCGCAGGCUUCCCACACCGGCUUGGAUGGCGUCCCCUUCAUUGUCAAGAAGUGCAUCAGCGAGAUCGAAAGGCGGGCCAUGAAAACAAAAGGCAUCUACCGUGUCAAUGGAGUGAAAUCCCGCGUAGAGAAGCUCUGUCAGGCUUUUGAGAACGGGAAGGAGCUGGUUGAGCUGUCUCACGCCUCACCGCAUGACAUCAGCAACGUGCUGAAGCUCUACCUUCGCCAGCUCCCAGAACCAAUCAUGCCUUUCCGGAUGUACAACAGCCUUAUGGGCCUAGCCAAGGAGACCUUGCAGAGUCGGUCCGACAGCAGGGCAGGGAGAAGCACUGGGGAGCCAGUGGACCCAAGCAGCGAGGCAGAGAAAGCCAUGGUAACCAAGCUGAAGGAGCUGCUCAAAGAACUUCCAGCCAAGAACUUGGCCACCUUGAAGUGUAUCACGCAGCAUCUGAAGAGGAUUAUAGAACUUGAAGAUGACAAUAAAAUGUCUUCUAGCAACCUGGGAAUCGUCUUUGGCCCCACAUUAAUGCGUCCUCGACCCACCCAGGCUACCGUCUCCCUCUCUUCCUUGGUGGAUUACCCCCACCAGGCAUGCAUUGUUGAGGCACUCAUAAAUUUUUACACUACUAUCUUUGAAUCCAAUGGCGUAUCAUCUCCAGAAGAAACGAUCAGGGAAGAUGAGGAGCUGGUCAGGAACCAGGAGGAUGAAGGGACACAACCCCACAGUGAAAUCCAGUAUGUUGAAGCAACCUCUGAACAAACAGAAGCCGCUCUUGCUGAAGAUUCAUUCAGAGAACCGGACACUCCCUUUAUCGAUUCGGAUUCUGAUCCAGAGGAUGGCACAGAUGCAGCCAUUGAAGGACUCCCACGGGCCAACUCAGGUCCAGGAGGCAGUGAGACCAGUGGUGAGGAGAGCCCCUCCGGUGAGGAUGCCAGUGAGGAAGGGGUCCUGAGGGAGAGACCCAGCGUGGAACAAUCAGACCCUGAGGAUGCUUCGCCCCUACAUCCCCUAGGCCCAGCAGAAGGUUGCUGGGAGGCAGAAGGAGAUGCCGUCUUCAGGAGCGGAGGUGAUGAUGAGAACAGCGACAGGAAGGUGGAAAGUCGUCUGGUGGACCUCAACACCAACCAGUCUAACAACUCACUUUUCUCCCACUUGCUGAUCAACUAAGAACGUGUUUUCGAUUUCCUGGCGUAAAAGUGAAAACGAUGUCAGUUGAGGGAAGGAGCGAGUCCUUUUAAGUGUAGAGACUGACAGUGAAGAGAUACACGAACCUUCAGUUGCCUUCUCAAAGUCAUCCUCUGAAGGCCUUCUGGUUGAUCAGGCUCCUUAUUUAUAACAGCCUGCUUUUAAUUCUUUGUAAUAGCAAAAUGGCAUCCGUGGGAGGGAGUCCCCAGAUGCAGGGAGGAGACAUUGGAAAGACUCUGCAACUUCCAAACUUUCUUAAGACACUUUUUUCUAACCUAAUGCCAAAAUUCUGAAAUUUGGGGUCUCAGCUCCCAUCUCGCUUCCUGCAGAGUCCUAUCCAAACAGGGGGGGGGGGGGCAGCAGUUUGUGGAAUGCUCUUUCAAAAGAAGAGCCACAUUUACUUUGCAUUCCCUUCCAUCCUUGAGGUUGCAUCCCUUCCAGGAAACAAUACACCCAUUGUGAUCCUAGAUCUUCAGAUAUGUUUAUUUAAACAUUAGCAGAUUACAUUUGUUUCUAAGUAAAAACCACUUCAGGAUUUUAUUUUUAAAAUCAGGGUACAGACAAAAUGCUGGAUGAGCUUGGCUGGAUGACGGAUUACUUGAAGGCCAAAUCCACUUGUGCAAAUCCUACUGAGGUCUCAGGACCAGGGUUGGGUUGUAGAUGUGGAAUGAUCCUAUUAGGGAAUGAGGGGCGGGGUGGGGACAUAUGCUUAUUGCACACCUGUGUGAAAAGUGCCAGUAGAGCCAGCUGAAUGGGCUUUAUGUGAGACCUUGCUUACCCAUCACCUCAUUUAGCACUCAAAGUUACGGUGGAAAAAAAUAACUUUAUGACCAGUCCUCACAUUUUCAACCUGAGAAACGUCCCCACACUCGUGUCAUUCAGGUACCUGGUAACUGGGGGGGAUGUUGGCUAAAUUGUGUGCUUCGAACUGGCUUGUGACAAGCAGUCAAUGAGAAGAAGGCAAGUAAAUUCAGAAGCCACAAUCACAUGAGAUUUUAAUUUAUGACUGCAAUGAUUUGCUUAACGGCCAUAGUGGAAGCCAGUCCAUCACGAUCACGUUUUAUUUAGUGACCAGGUGUUUGGCGACAGAGUGGCUGGCCCCAGUUGUGAUAAUUAAGCAAAGGCUACCUGUACUCUCAAGUGGGAUCUGCUGGAGAAAUCCAUCAGUUUAGUGCACCAGUAUUCAGAUUCUGAGAAGCCAUUUGAGAUCUGUAGCAGAAAUGGAAGGUAUUUGUGAGGUAAAUAUGCUUAAGCCACCUAUACAGCUAUAGCCACCUAUACAGAACCACUGUGGAUGAUUUGAGGGCAUUUCACAAUAAAGGCCUGGUAGAACUGUUAAAUCACCUUUAAAAGUCUGUUGUAAAUAACUGAAUUAUAGCAUUCAUCUAAAACAGUGUUUCCCAGUCUUGGCUAUUGUAAGACCUGUAGACUUCAACUCCCAGAAUUCCCUAGCCAGUAUUGUGGUGUGAUUCUGGUUGCUUGUCAAUGCUGGUUGGGGAAUUCUGGAAGUUGAAGUCCACAGGUCUUAAAAUGCUUAGGAAGAAACCCUGGAAGACUUUUGGGUAUUUUCUUGAGGUGUGGAUGAGAAAAAUGAGUGAAUAAAGUUCAAGUGCAAGUCUUCAACCACAGCUUGUAUUUAUAUAUAGGUAUGAGUGAGUAAGCCUAUUUUAAUGUUUGUUUCCUUUUAAACUGCUCUAUACACUUUUGUUUUUAUAAGACUUGUAUCAAAAAAUAAACUGUAUUUGGGAAAGUGA